Messenger RNA from Hippocampus zosterae (dwarf seahorse), 12706 nucleotides. RefSeq names its product dynein axonemal heavy chain 1-like. Gene Ontology annotation, molecular function: dynein light intermediate chain binding; dynein intermediate chain binding; minus-end-directed microtubule motor activity. The transcript has 77 exons. NCBI's taxonomy places the organism in Eukaryota, Metazoa, Chordata, Actinopteri, Syngnathiformes, Syngnathidae. Gene Ontology annotation, biological process: microtubule-based movement. Bases 13 to 12594 code for a protein of 4193 amino acids. Gene Ontology annotation, cellular component: dynein complex. The record is from RefSeq and is a predicted model, not a curated record.
GUCAAGCUUGAGAUGGAGGGUAAACAUUUGCCCGGCUUCGGGACGCUCGGGCCCCAUUCAUCCCCGACGACUCCGAAGGACGGGCCGUCCGCUCAAGGUCACAGACACACGCUCCCCCCGGUCCGAAAAGGACCCGCCACGAAACAGAAGGGCCUCUACUCGGAUGUGUUCACCGCCCUCAGAUUUAAGACUUGCGCGGAGGAAGCGGACAGCCGGGAGGGGGUAUCCGCCCUUGACUUCAGCGAUGAUGACGGUUCAUCAGACUCCAAGUCUCCGUUUGCCAAAUACAAGUUUGACGACAAGGAGUAUUAUGGUCCCUUUUCCAAGCAACUCCUCACGACGUACUUCAACUGCGGCGCCGACACGCCCAAGGUCCAGAUGCCCUACAAAACCGUUCCUGGAAAGAGCCCUCGCGAUUUAACUAAGGAGAGGUGUCGAAGAGAAUACCUGAAGAUUGAUUUUGAGAAGCUGCUGGCGGACAAAAAGAUCGACUCCAAUCUCCUGAUGCCACGCCCCUUGGACGGUCACGACGAGCGCCUCGUCGCGUCGCCUUACCUUCCCCUUGAGAUAUUUGACAACGUGGAGUUUGACUGCCGGACUGCGGAGGACUGGCUGGUCCUGGGGACAAGCGAAGGGUCGCCUUGCAGAAAACCAAUCCCGGCAAAAGCGUUGCUGCCGACGGAUGACGCGGUAGCGUCGGAAAACGGCAAAGCCCCCCCAUCGGCGGAGUACAGCUGGCAUUUAGUGGGAGUGCUCGACUACAACAGGGAGAAAUGUCAGUACUUGGUAGAAAAGGUUUUCCCAAACAGCAAGCUGAAAGAAGGAGAAAGGAAUCGCCCCGAUGUCAAGUGCCUCCAAACGGGCAACAGGCACUGGAUUCCCCGCAUCCGGCUGCUGUUCAGUGCCGAGGACCCCCGCGUCUUCGUGCGGCGCAUCCAGUUUGCCAUGCGGCUGCGGGCCAACUCCGAGGCCCUCAUCCUCUACAACCUGACGGUGGACUGCAUGCCCAUCUGGGACGAGACGCCGUCCAUCGAUCCGCACUGCCUGCGCCGUAUCCAAAGGCGAGCGCUGGCGGGCUCCGGCCUCAAACUGGACAUUGUGAAAAGGUGCGUGGAGGGGCUGGCCAAGGAGGUGAAGCUGGAAUACGACCGCACGAUGAAUCGCUUCAUCUUGGAUAAGAGCGUGGUGAGCCACCCGCAGGAGUUUGCGCACAUCGCGCUGCCGCAGGAGGAACGCCGGCGCGUGCCAAUCAGAGGCUGCGUGACGGUCCCCGCCUUCGACUACAAGAAGAACCAGGCGGCGUUCUUCACCAAGUCCAUGCUGACGGAACCAAAAGUCAUCUGCACCUUGUCGGAAAUCCGCUCCGAGUGCAACAAGCUGGCCAAUAUGAGACUCUUCAACGUCUCCUUAACCAAACCUCUGCGACUGGACGAGUUUGAGGCCAACCAGACCCAAAUGCAAACUCAGAUCAGCUUGUUCCUGCGGGAGGCCUGGAUGCUCACCGUCACUUACAGUCUCCGUCACAACCUGGAAACGGUCGGCAAAGGCGCGUACAACAUGAACGAGACUCACUGGGGGAUGCACAAGGUUUCCAAGCUCAACAAACUGCUGGCCGUGGUGCACUACAACCUGCAGGACACUCUGCGUAACCUCGUGGAGGACUCGCUGCUCGGCCUGAGCAAGCUGAUUCUGGAUGCGUGCUACAGCGCGCUAACGUGUCCCGAUGACCUGGUGUGGGGGGACGACUACAUCUGCAGCCCCUACAAGCCAAAGAACAAGCCUCUGUUCCUCGUGGAUUUAGUCCUGAACGAGACGGGCGUCCAUUACAGCACACCUCUGGAGAAUUUUGAGGCCUCCAUUUUGAACCUAUUCAACGAGGGCAUUCUGGUCACGCACAACAUCCCGAUGCUCGAUAAGUUUUUAAUGAAGAAGCUGCUAUUCGGCGACGACCCCGUGCUGGAGUCGGUCCAACUUUGCGAAGCCAAAGUCUCCCGCUUGAGAGAGAAGAUCUGCACGGCUAUCAAGAAAGCCAUCAUUCCCCUCAAGGCUUACGCCGCGGAAUACGCCAAGUACAUCGAGCUGUACAGCUUAAAUAUCGAGGACCACUUCAUGUCCGUCAGCGACGACGAGAAGACGUCCAAGGCCGUGAAGAUGGAAGUGGAACAGCAUCUCAAAGACAAGGAGGCGCUCCAAAGCUCGCUGCCGUCCUCCAUCGUCAUCGGCGCCUUUAUCGUACACGUCGAGGCGGUGCGGCAGACUCUCAUCAACAAGAAAAAGGAUUUGGCCAUUGCCACUUUGGAGCACCACGCCGACAAGCUCAGAAGGCAGAUGGAAGAUGAAUGCAACGAGUUCAACACCAUCGGUCACGCGCUCAGCGACCAUCCCAACUCCAUCGAGGACCUGACGGAGAAGAGGGACUGGAUGAAACAAAUCCCAGACCAGCUCAAGAGUUGCAAGGAACGCGUUGCCAAAAUUCUAUCCGAGUAUGAACUCUUUGAAGAAUUUCACUACUCCUUAUCAAAUGAGGAUUUUUUGAAAAAGUGGCGUGCUAUCGAGUGGCCCCAAAAGAUCAUCAGACAGAUCGAAGAGGUGACCGCCCAUCUUGUGGAGGAAGAGGAGCGCUUCCAGAAGAUCCAGAUCGCCGACCAGGACAUCUUUGAGCAGCGCAUCGAAGCCGCCGAGAUGCUGGUCCGGAAGUUCACCGGUUACGCCGAUAUCGAUCACGCCACCGAGAUCGCCAACGAGGUGAGGCGGGCGAGUAAGGAGCUGAAAGAGUGCCAGGGUUUGGCGCAAACCUACAACACCAGAGAGCGCUUGUUCGGUACUCCCGUCACAAACUACGACCGUCUGCACAAAAUGGCCAAGCAGUUCCAGCCCUUCUUUGACCUGUGGACCACCACCUACGAUUGGACCCACCGGCACGAGAGCUGGCUCAACAAUCCGCUGACCUCCAUUGACCCCGAGCAGCUUGAGCGCAAUGUGACGGGUGCCCUGGACACCAUGAAUAAAUGUAUCAAACAGUUCAAGGACAACCCCGACUGCAAAAUGGUGGCGUCUUUGAUCCGCACCAAGAUUGAGGAGUUCCGUCCUUACGUUCCCCUGGUUCAGGGUCUGAGGAACCCGGGGAUGCGAAUGCACCACUGGGAUGCCCUUUCGCAAACCAUUCAGAUCAAAGUGGUGCCCAAAGCCAACCUGACCUUGUCCCGCUGUUUGGAACUGGGGCUUCAGAACCACAUGGAUGCCAUCGCGCAGGUGGCCGAGACCGCCGGCAAAGAGUACACCAUUGAGCAGGCCCUGCACAAAAUGAAAGCGGAGUGGUCGGCCAUUCUCUUUGACCUGAUGCCGUACAAGGAAACGGGCACCUGCAUCCUGAAGAGUCCCGACGAAGCCUUGCAGCUGCUGGACGACCACAUCGUCAUGACGCAAAGCAUGUCCUUCUCCCCCUACAAGAAGGCCUUCGAAGCCGAAAUCAACAAGUGGGAGAGCAAACUCAGAACCACCCAAGACGUGCUGGAGGAGUGGCUCUUAUGUCAGGGGUCUUGGCUCUACCUGGAGCCCAUCUUCAGCUCCGACGAUAUCAACGAACAGCUGCCCGUGGAGGGGAUGCGAUACCAACAAAUGGAGGAAAUCUGGAAGAGAAUCAUGAAAGGUGCCUCCGAUAACCCAAAGAUCAUCGAAUUCUGCCCGGGGCCUCACCUGCUCGACAAACUGAAAAAGUGCAACGUCCUUUUAGAACAGGUGCAAAAGGGCCUGAGCGAAUACUUGGAGAUCAAACGAAACGCCUUCCCCAGGUUCUACUUCCUGUCGGACGACGAGCUUCUGGAAAUUCUGUCUCAGACCAAAGACGCCACCGCCGUCCAGCCGCACCUGCGCAAAUGCUUUGAGAACAUUGCGCGGCUGAAAUUCCAGCCGGACCUGCUGAUCACACACAUGUACUCCGGAGAAGGCGAGGAGGUCCAGCUGGCCGUGACCGUCAUGCCCACCGGCAAUGUGGAGGACUGGCUGAGAGAGGUGGAGAAAUCCAUGACGGCGACGGUCAGGGACUACAUCGAUCGAUCGCUCCGCGUUUAUCCCGAGAAACCUCGCGAAGACUGGGUUCUCUCAUGGCCCGGGCAAGUGGUGAUCGCUGGCUGUCAGGUCUACUGGACCGCCGAAGUGUCGGAGGCUUUGGAGCGGGGGGACUUGGCCGAGCGUCUUUUCCCUCAGCUGCAGAAACAGCUGGGUAACCUGGUGCACCUGGUGAGGGGAGGCGUAUCGAAAAUGCAACGAGCCGUGCUCUCCGCCCUCAUCGUCAUCGAGGUGCACGCCAAAGACGUGGCAGGAAAACUGGUGGAGCUGGCGGUGUCCAGCGUCAAUGACUUUGAGUGGAUCAGUCAACUCAGAUACUACUGGGCAAGAGAGGACCUGUACAUCCGAGCGGUGAAUGCCGAGUUUUUGUACGGAUACGAGUACCUGGGAAACUCCGGACGACUGGUCAUCACGCCGCUCACAGACAAAUGCUACCUGACCCUGACGGGCGCUCUUCACCUCAAGUUUGGAGGAGCUCCCGCCGGUCCGGCGGGCACGGGAAAAACUGAAACCACCAAAGAUCUGGGAAAGGCUCUCGCCAUCCAGACGGUGGUUUUCAACUGCUCCGACCAGCUGGAUUUUAUGGCAAUGGGCAAGUUCCUCAAAGGCUUGGCUAGCUCCGGUGCCUGGGCUUGCUUUGACGAGUUUAAUCGGAUCGAUGUGGAGGUGUUGUCCGUGGUGGCUCAGCAGAUCACCACCAUCCAAAAGGCGCAACAGCAAAGGGCGGAACGGUUUGUUUUCGAGGGCUCCGAGAUCCCGCUGGUCCCCUCCUGCGCCGUGUUCAUCACCAUGAAUCCCGGCUACGCUGGCCGCACGGAGUUGCCCGACAACCUGAAGGCUCUGUUUCGGCCGGUGGCCAUGAUGGUCCCCAACUUCGCCAUGAUAGCCGAGAUCUCGCUCUACUCGUUCGGCUUCAGCGACGCCAAAGUCCUCUCGCAGAAAAUCACCAGCACGUUCACACUCUCCUCGGAACAACUCAGCUCUCAGGAUCACUACGAUUUCGGAAUGAGAUCCGUGAAGUCGGUGAUCUCGGCUGCCGGAAAUCUGAAGCGAGAGAACCCCAACAUGAACGAGGAGCUGAUCUGCUUACGGGCCAUCCGAGACGUCAACGUGCCCAAGUUUUUACGAGACGACCUGAAGCUCUUCAACGGCAUCGUGUCCGACCUUUUCCCGAAGACGAAGCAGGAGCCCAUCGACUACGGCACGCUGGAGGAAUCCAUGCGCCACAUAUGUACCAAGAUGAACCUCAAGGACGUGGACGAAUACAUCGGGAAGUGCAUUCAACUGUACGAGACCACCGUGGUCCGACACGGCCUGAUGUUAGUGGGACCCUCGGGAUCGGGUAAAACAAAGUGUUACGAAGUUCUGGGGGCGGCGAUAACGGCGCUCAAGGGCCAGCCCUCCGUCAGCGGGGAUCUGUACGAGGCCGUUCAGACGUACGUGCUCAACCCCAAGUCCAUCACCAUGGGUCAGCUUUACGGGGAGUACGACUUGCUGACGCACGAGUGGACGGACGGCAUCCUCUCUUCUUUGAUCCGGAUGGGGACGUCGGCGAUGGACAAUGAUAAGAAGUGGUACAUGUUCGACGGUCCGGUCGACGCCGUCUGGAUCGAGAACAUGAACACCGUGCUGGACGACAACAAAAAGCUUUGCCUGAGCUCCGGCGAAAUCAUCAAGCUCACCGAGUGCAUGACCAUGAUGUUUGAGGUACAAGACUUGGCGGUGGCGUCGCCGGCCACGGUGUCCCGCUGCGGCAUGAUCUACCUGGAGCCCAGUAUUUUGGGCCUGGUCCCCUUCACCGAGUGUUGGCUCAGGCGAGUCCCCAAAGUCAUGCGAGCGUUCACGGAGGAGCUCGCUUCCUUGUUUGAGCGCUUCCUCCAGGACUCUGUCAAUUUUGUUCGUGACUCGGUCAAGGAGGUCAUCACGUCGCUGGACAGCAAUCUGACCUGCAGCCUCCUCAAACUGAUGGACUGCUUCUUCAGGCCGUUUAAUUUCAGCGAGGAAGACAAGCCGCCGCCUCGAAACAAACUGGAGCGUGUGAAGGAGCUGAUUGAGCCGUGGUUCUUUUUCUCGCUGGUAUGGAGCGUCGGCGCCACGGGAGACGGACCCAGCAACCAACGCUUUAGCGCCUGGCUCAAAAACAAGAUGGCGGACGAAAAGAUUCAUUUAUGCUUCCCAGAAGACGGCCUGGUCUACGACUACAGGCUCGACGAUGCGGGCAUCAGUCGCUGGAAUGAGGAAGAGGAAGAGAAAAAGGACCGAAAGGUGCAGUGGGUCAACUGGGUGAACGACGCCAAGAACGUCGUCAUCACCCCGGAUACGAGCUACUCGGACAUCAUCGUUCCCACCGCUGACACGGUCAGAAUGACUUUCCUCAUGGAUAUGCUCUUGUCCAAUAUGAAGCCCUUGCUUUGCAUCGGGCCCACCGGGACAGGAAAGACCCUGGCCUUGUCCGACAAGCUGCUGAAGAACAUGCAUUCGCAAUACGUCACGCACUUCCUCAUGUUCUCGGCGCGCACCUCGGCCAACCAGACUCAGGAUUUCAUCGACAGCAAGCUGGACAAAAGGCGCAAAGGUGUGUUUGCUCCUCCCAAAGGCAAGUACUUCAUCUUCUUCAUCGACGACCUCAACAUGCCCCUGCUGGAGACCUACGGCGCACAGCCUCCCAUUGAACUGCUGCGCCAGUGGAUGGACCACGCCGGCUGGUACGACCGCAAGCAGAUCGGGGCUUUCAAGCAAAUAGUGGACAUCAAUUUUGCCUGCGCCAUGGGACCUCCGGGCGGUGGGCGGAACCCCAUCACGCCGCGCUUCACGCGCCACUUCAGUUUUCUUUCCUUUACCGAACUGGAAGAUGCCAGCAUGAAAAAGAUUUUCUCCACCAUUUUAGGCAGCUGGAUGAAUGGAAACAUGAGUAAAAAGAACCCAGGCCGAUCCGUGCCAGAAAUCGUGCCUUUGAACAACGCCAUCGUCGACGCCACCAUCCGCGUGUACACGACUAUUUGCUCUCAGCUUCUCCCAACUCCGACAAAGUCUCACUACACGUUCAACCUCCGAGACCUGUCCAAGGUUUUCCAGGGGAUCCUCAUGGCGGAGACCAGCAUGAUCGAGAGCAAGGAGAUGCUGCUUCAGCUGUGGUACCACGAAAACUGCCGGGUUUUCCAGGACCGCUUGGUGUGCGACGAAGACAGGGAGUGGUUCAACUCCCUCCUGAAGGAAUUCAUUCAGGAGUUCGGCUGCGACUUUAACGCGGUGGUUCCCUGCCGCCCGAUCUUAUACGGGGACUUCAUGGUCCCCGGCGCACUGCACAAAGUCUACACCUUCAUCGACGACAAGGAAAAGCUGGAAGACGUUAUGAUGGAGUACAUGGAAGACUACAACCAGAACUGCACGCCCAAGAUGAAACUGGUGCUCUUCAUGGACGCCAUCGAGCACGUCUGCCGAAUCGGUCGUGUCCUGCGCCAGCCGCUGGGCAACGCCCUGCUGCUCGGAGUCGGCGGCAGCGGGCGACAGUCCCUCACCAAGCUGGCCUCGUACAUAUCCGAGUACAGGUGUUUCCAGAUCGAGCUAUCGAAGAACUACGGUCAGCUGGAGUGGCGGGAGGACAUCAAAAGCAUCAUGAUGAAGGCCGGCAUUCAUAACCAGCAGAUCACCUUCCUCUUUGUGGACACUCAGAUUAAAAGCGAGUCGUUCCUGGAAGACAUCAACAGCAUUCUGAACUCUGGCGACGUUCCCAACUUGUAUGCGUCCGAUGAGCAGGAGCGCAUCCUGGCGUCGAUGAAGCCGGUGGUCCAAGAGUUGGCCCAGCAGCCGACCAAGUCCAACCUCAUGGCCGCUUACCUUAAGAGAGUUCGCACCAACAUCCACACUGUACUCUGUAUGAGUCCCAUCGGGGAAGUGUUUCGUGCGAGGCUGAGGCAGUUCCCCUCGCUGGUAACGUGCUGCACCAUCGACUGGUUCAGCGCAUGGCCAGAUGAGGCUCUGCAAGCCGUGGCCACUUCCUUUCUGAACGAGUUGCCCGAGCUGGACGCCAGCCCCGAAGCCAUGGACGGACUGACGGUGAUGUGCAUGAUGAUCCACCAGAUCGUGGCCCAGAAGUGCGAGCAGUUCCUGGCCGAGCUUUCUCGACAAAACUACGUGACGCCCAAGAGCUACCUGGAACUGCUCAAUAUCUUCUCAAAUCUCAUCGGACGCAAGAAGCAAGAGCUGUGUCAUGCUCGUGAGCGCAUGAGCACCGGUCUGGACAAGCUCCUGAGCACAGCGGAGGACGUGAGCAAGAUGCAAGAGGAGCAGGAGGUGAUGAGGCCUCUUUUGGAGGAGGCCGCGAGGGAGACCGAGGUCACCAUGGAAACCAUCAAAAAAGACUCGGUGAUUGCCGAGGAGACACGCAAGUCGGUGCAAGAGGAGGAAGCCAAAGCUUCGGAGAAAGCCCGGGUGGCGGGGGAAAUUGCCAGCGACGCGCAGCGGGAUCUGGACGAGGCCCUGCCGGCCCUCGACGCCGCCACCACCAGCCUCAAGUCGCUCAACAAGAACGACGUCACCGAGGUGCGCGCCAUGCAGCGCCCUCCCGCGGGGGUGAAGCUGGUCAUCGAGGCCGUGUGCAUCAUGAAGGAUGUCAAACCCAAGAAGGUGCCCGGAGAGAAACCCGGAAGCAAGGUCGAUGACUACUGGGAACCGGGUAAAGUCUUGCUCCAGGACCCGGGCAAGUUUCUGGAUAGCCUUUUUGCCUACGACAAGGACAACAUCCCAGAAAGAGUCAUCACCUUGGUGCAGCCCUACAUCGAUAACGAAGAAUUCCAGCCCGCCGCCAUUGCAAAGGUUUCCAAAGCCUGUACCUCCAUUUGCCAAUGGGUUCGAGCCAUGCACCUUUAUCACUUUGUGGCCAAGGGCGUGGAGCCCAAAAGGCAAGCUCUCAAGGCAGCCCAGGAGGAGUACGACGAGUCUCAGAGGAGUUUGAAAGCCGCCAAAGAAAUGCAAGCGGCCGUGGAAAGCGGCAUCGCGGCAUUGCAGGCCAAGUACCAAGACUGCCUGGCCAAGAAAAACGAGCUGGACAACAAGUACCAACUGUGUGAGAUACGCCUGGUUCGAGCAGAUAAGCUUAUCGCCGGACUGGCGGAUGAGAAAACCCGUUGGAAGGAGACGGUGCAACAUCUGGAAUACAUGGUCAGUAACGUGGCGGGCGACGUGUUGAUGUCGGCGGGCUACGUCUCGUACCUGGGGCCCUUCACCGGGUCCUACCGGGCGGCCAUGGCGGAGGAGUGGCUGCGAUCUUUCAAGGAGUUGAAAGUCCCGCACACCGAGGCGCCCAAUCUCAUCACCACUCUGGGAGACGCCGUCAAGAUCCGCUCCUGGCAGCUCUCGGGUCUGCCCAAGGACAACCUUUCGGUGGAGAACGCCGUCAUUGCCCAGUAUUCUCUGCGCUGGGCUCUCUUCAUUGAUCCUCAAGGUCAAGCCAACACGUGGAUCAAAACCAUGGAGCGGGACAGCGGACUGGAGAUCAUCAAGCUCAGCGACCGGGAUUUCCUCCGCAGUCUGGAAAACGCCAUCCGCUUCGGGAAACCCUGCUUGCUUGAGAAUAUCGAGGAGGACCUGGAUCCCGCUCUUGAACCCGUACUGCUGCAGCAGACAUUUAAGGAGCAAGGCAGCUUAAAGCUGAAGCUGGGCGACUCCACCAUCCCGUACCACGAGAGCUUCAAGUUUUACAUCACCACCAAGUUACCCAAUCCGCACUACUCUCCAGAGGUUUCCACGAAGGUCACCCUCAUCAACUUCACGCUGUCGCCAAGCGGUUUGGAAGAUCAGCUGCUGGCUCAGGUGGUGGCGGCGGAACGUCCGGAAUUGGAAACGGCGAAGAACCAGCUGAUCGUCAGCAACGCCAAAAUGAAGCAGGAGCUGAAAGAUAUCGAGGAUGAGAUCCUGUUCCGCCUCAGCUCCUCAGAAGGAAACCCGGUGGACAAUCAGGAGCUCAUUCAGGUGUUGGAAGCUUCCAAAGUCAAAGCUGGCGAGAUCCAGGCCAAAGUGCUGGUGGCAGAGGAGACCGAGAAGGACAUCGACGCCACCCGUCUGACUUACGUGCCGGUGGCGGUACGCACGCAGAUCCUCUUCUUCUGCGUGUCGGACCUGUCCAACGUGGACCCCAUGUACCAAUACUCCCUGGAGUGGUUCCUCGGCAUCUUCAUGGUCGGCAUCGCCAAUGCCGAACGGGCAGACACGGUGGAGCAGCGGAUCGAGAACAUCAACAAAUAUUUCACCUUCAGCCUGUACUGCAACGUGUGCCGCAGCUUGUUUGAGAAGCACAAGCUGAUGUUUGCCUUUCUGCUUUGCGCUCGCAUCCUCAUGAACGACGGCCAGAUCGACAUGGCCGAGUGGCGUAACUUGUUAUCCGGAGGGAUGCCCAACCAGGAACUGGCCAACCCGGCCGCGAGCUGGCUGUCGGACCGCGCCUGGAAGGACAUCCUGGGCCUGAGCGUCCUGGAGACUUACAAGGACCUGGCGUCCACUUUUGACCAACAUCUGCCGGGCUUCAAGAACAUCUUUGACAGCAACGUUCCUCACAGGGAGCCUCUGCCCGGAGAGUGGGACACCGCCCUGGACCGCUUCCAAAAGCUGCUCGUUCUGCGCUGCCUGAGGGCUGACUGUCUGGUCCAAGGCAUCCAGGACUUUGUGUCCGCCAAGCUGGGCCAGCGCUUCAUAGAACCUCAGACAUCGGACCUCGCCGUGGUCUUUAAGGAGUCGUCCCCGUCCUCUCCCCUCAUCUUUGUUUUGUCUCCGGGCACCGACCCGGCGUCCGACCUCUACAAGUUUGCCGACGCCAUGCACUUCUCCAAGAAAAUGACCGCCAUCUCCCUGGGCCAGGGCCAGGGCCCCUUGGCCGAAGCCCUGAUGCGCGCCGCCAUGGAAAGAGGCCAGUGGGUCUUCUUUCAGAAUUGUCACCUGGCGCCCAGCUGGAUGCCGUCGCUGGAGAGCCUCAUCGAGAACAUCGACCUCAAGGUCCACAAGGAUUUUCGGCUGUGGCUCACGAGUCUUCCCAGCAACCGCUUCCCGGUGUCCAUUCUCCAGAAUGGGACAAAGAUGACCAUCGAGCUGCCCAAAGGAAUCAAGGCCAACCUGCAGAAAACGUACCUGAAGCUCACCAACGACUUCAUCAAUUCCUCCAACAAGGUGUCGCACUUGAAGUCGCUGCUCCUGUCCCUGUGUUUGUUCCACGGGAUCGCUCUUGAGCGAAGGAAGUUUGGCCCGCUGGGCUUCAACAUUCCCUACGAGUUCACCGACGGCGAUCUGAACAUCUGCAUCAGCCAACUCAAAAUGUUCCUGGACGAAUACGAGAACAUUCCUUACAAGGUGCUGAAAUACACCGCCGGCGAGAUCAAUUACGGGGGCCGUGUGACGGACGAGUGGGACAGACGCUGCCUCCUGAGCGUGCUGGAAGAUUUCUACUGUCCCGCCGUUCUCCAAGAGGAUCACGCGUACUCCGAAUCCGGCGUUUACCGGCAGAUUGAGACAAAUGUGGACGUCAAGGGUUACCUGGCGUACGUCCACAGCCUGCCCAUCAACGAUACCCCGGAGAUCUUUGGUCUCCACGACAACGCCAACAUCAGCUUUGCUCAGAACGAGACGUUUGCUCUGCUGGGAUCGGUGCUGCGCCUCCAGCCUCGAACGGCAUCUGCCGGAGGCAAGACCCUGGAGGAGAUCGUGGAGGAGAUUGUGGCGGGCAUCGUGGUCAAGGUCCCGCAGCCUUUUGACAUUCAGGAGGUGGUGGAAAAGUACCCCGUGCUUUAUGAAGAGUCCAUGAACACGGUGCUCAUGCAGGAGGUCAUCAGAUACAACAAUUUGCUGGAGGUCAUCGCUCAGAGUCUCUGCGAUAUCGUGAAGGCCCUGAAAGGUUUAGUGGUGAUGUCUUCGGAACUGGAGCUGAUGGCCAACAGCCUGUUUAACAACGGCGUGCCUGAUAUGUGGAAGGCCAAGGCCUACCCGUCGCUGAAGCCCCUGGCCUCGUGGGUGUCGGACCUGCUGCAGAGGAUCGGCUUUCUUCGAGGAUGGAUCGCAAAGGGCAUUCCACCCGUGUUCUGGAUCAGCGGUUUCUACUUCCCUCAAGCCUUUCUGACCGGAACCCUGCAGAACUAUGCCCGCCGCUUCGGCAUCUCCAUCGACACCAUCGGAUUUGACUUCCAGGUUGUGUUGAAACCCGUGUGCGAUAUCGACAAGAAGCCAGACGCGGGCUGCUACAUCAACGGCUUAUUCAUCGAAGGCGCCCGCUGGGAUAACGACGCCGCUCGGCUCACGGAGUCCAGAGCCAAGGAGCUCUACACAGAAAUGGCCGCCAUCUGGCUCAUCCCCACUCCCAACCGCAAAGCUCCCACCGCCGGCAUCUACAUCUGCCCCAUUUACAAGACCCUCACACGAGCCGGGACGCUUUCGACUACCGGCCACUCUACCAACUACGUGAUUGCAGUCGAGCUGCCCACAGAUCUCACUCCUGGACACUGGAUCAAACGGGGAGUGGCCCUCAUUUGCGCUUUGGACUAUUAAAAAAAAAAAGGCCUUCUGAGUCGUCAACGUACAGUUUUAUAAUGUGCCAAAGCCGCUUGUUACUUUUUGGAACUUUUUCACAGCAGCCCAAAGUUAACAUGACACAAUAUUA